Lampris incognitus (smalleye Pacific opah) is the source of this 2065-nucleotide messenger RNA. It is a transcript of the gene drc2, whose product is annotated as coiled-coil domain containing 65. Gene Ontology annotation, cellular component: axonemal dynein complex; axoneme. Gene Ontology annotation, biological process: axonemal dynein complex assembly; regulation of cilium movement; cilium-dependent cell motility. Bases 433 to 1917 code for a protein of 494 amino acids. NCBI's taxonomy places the organism in Eukaryota, Metazoa, Chordata, Actinopteri, Lampriformes, Lampridae. The transcript has 9 exons. The record is from RefSeq and is a predicted model, not a curated record.
CGCGACGGUGUUAAGCAUGUUUUCCGUCGCCUGUGUCGGAAGCGGCGUUGAGCCGGGUGACGCGGGGCAUCAAAACAAGCCGACCCACACCCUUUUUUUCCCCCGCUCAACUCCCGUAGCCGGGGUAUUUGGGUCAGACGUCGGAGUCGUUUAAACUGUUGUGGGCUCGGAUAACUUUCGGCAGCUCCAGGGAGCGUUCCUAAUUACAUCACCGGAAAUCAUGAAACGCGUCGUUAUGCCGACGGCCCGCAAGCCUUAAAAUGGGAGCCGCAGUUGUUGCUGGGAUACCGACGAAGCGAACCUCCGGCUGUUGCUAGGAGACCGUACACAAACCCCGGAGAGGAAUCCACUUCCAGGACGUUCGCUCACACAGUUGGACAAAGUGACAGAAAUCCCACAAAACAGUAGAAGAAGGUGGAAGAAGGUGGAAUCAUGCCAAAGAAGGCAGGUAAAAAAGGUGGAGGAGAUAAGAUGGCCAGAAUGACUGAAGAGGAGAAGCUCCUCUAUAUGCAACAGAGAGCCCAGGCUGAGGAAGAGAGGGCUAGAAGGAAAGAAGAAAUGCUCACUCAAUUCCUUAAAGAUAAGUUAGAGAAGGAGGAGAAGAACAGUGCUGUCAACCUACUCAAAGUGACCCAGCAAUGGCGAGCAGUUCUCCGCCAAGACCGAGCGGCUCAUCUCCGUCAGGAGAUCGAUGUGCUCAGCCGGACCUUUGAGAGGGUGCUUGAUCGCAAGGACAAUGUCAUCAAGUGUUUGGUGAGUGACCUGAAUGAGGUGGAGUGGCAGUCUGCCGAUGCGAUACGCUCUCAUCUUUGGUGUGUGGACAGACUGCUGGCUCUGCAGAAGGCCAGACUGGCGUCUCUGGAGCACCAGUGGAAGAGUAUUUUGGCAGAGCUGAGCUCCGAGUUCAACUCUGAGAGAGAGCAGAUCUUGUCGUUGCAUCGGCAAGAAUGCAAAUACUUGGAUCAGGUGAUUCUCUCCAUGGAGCAUGAGUACAGUCUGAUCGAGAGUGAGGCCUUACAGGGAUACCAGAGCAUUCGGGAUGACAUCAAACAUCGGAGCAUCGAGGAGCGGCAUGCCCUGCGGGUCCAGCUGGAGGGCAGGGUUGAGAGCCUGUGGCGUCAGGUCCAGGAGGCCCAGCAGAGCUACGGCGAGGCCACUAAAGAUCAUUGCAUUGCUUUUGAGGCACUUCGCUGCCGAGACCAAAACAACACCACAGAGAUUGAAGCAAAGAUGAAGAGGCUGCAGAAGAUGCAGGACGUCAUAUCCACCAUGCGAGUGAAGCUGAAUCAGAAAGAAAGCGAGGUGACAGUGCCAGGGCUGCAGAGCACCAGAGACGAGGUAUCGCUGCAGGUUCAGCGGCUCAAGGACCAGCUGAGUCGGGACCGUGCGGCCGAGAGGAGCCAGCUUGCCAACCUCACCGUUCAGAGCAACGCUGCAGCCACCAAACUUCAGGGCGUCAUUGCUAAGGGGGAGAAGCUUUUGCGCCUGACUGAGAUGUGCAGCAAGCUAGAGACCGAGCGUGAGAAGCUGCUGCCUUUCUACUCUUCUUCUCUGACUGUGGAGGAAAAACGGCAGGAAAGACUGGAUGCAAUGGAGCCGCCGUCCGAGGAGCUUGCAAAGGCAGCAAUGCUGGACCACGCCGGACCAGGGCGCUUCUGGCAGCGCUACAAUAAGGUCCUGCUGGAGCAGCUUUGUCUGAAGAAAGAGGAAGAGGAGCUGACACGAGAGAACAACCGGCUUCGGGUUCUUUUGCGCCAGUACCUGGACAGCAUGUCCGUCAGCGAAGACGUCCGUCUGAACAGUUCUGCCAUCCUCCUGGUGUCCAAGCCACCCGUUGCCGCGCAAGCAGCUAGGGACCGACAGAACAGACAGCACACUGUCGUUGAAGCGGCGCACGUUGUGCAGCACACCCUGUAAUGCUGCUCGGUUACGUCACUUCCUGCAUGGUCGUGAAGGAACAAGUUUAGUGUGUUCUGUAUUAUCAUGGAUGCUGCUUUCAAAUCCACUCUACAUCUAGGUCCCCAUGCUAAUUUUAAGUCGCGUGCGUUCUUGACACUGACUCAAC